Molecule: messenger RNA, 2258 nt
Organism: Erythranthe guttata (spotted monkey flower)
Lineage: Eukaryota; Viridiplantae; Streptophyta; Magnoliopsida; Lamiales; Phrymaceae
Source: RefSeq, a predicted model, not a curated record
CUCUCUCUCUCUCUCUCUCUCUCUCUCAUCAUCUUUGUUCUUGGCCAGACCCAACAAGUCUUUGAAUUGCUUUUUCUCAACUCCCAAAGCCAAACCCCAUGAAAUAAAAAAUGCAAUAAAAUGUUACAACAAAGGCAUCAAAUAAAUAUAAAAAUAAUAAAAAUCCCCAACCCCCAAGAAAGAAGAUGUAAUACAAUAAUCAAGAAGAUAUACAAAAUAAUCUUUGUUUGACAGUUUUACUCUCCAACCUAGAAAUCCAAACACAACCCCCUAUCUACAGACACAGAGCAAAGACUAAACACUAGAGUUGCAUGAUUUUUGGGGCAAGAGCUUUUGCUGUGAACUGUUUUUUGUCCUAAUUUGCAUGUUAGUCAUUGUUCAUCAUUUCUUUUUUUCCACCACAGUUUGCCAGUUGCCACUCCCCUUUUCUUUUCUUUUUCUUUUUUUAUAAAAAAAUAAAAUUCUACUAUUUAACUAAACUCCACAGUUCUCCACAGUCCACAGUAUACACAGUCACAUUUCUGUAGCAAUAAGUGUUGCUGCAUCACAGAGGACUGACUGAUUCUUAUAGGUAAAAAAAAAAAUUGACCAACUCCAAAAACAUUUGCAAUUUGAUAUCCCAUUUCACAAAAAGACUUGAUUUUUUUUUUUAAGAAUCUGAGAAUUUUUUUAUUUUUCAUACAAUGGAUCUCACAAGCAGAAACUAUCUUGAACCCUCAACUUUGUUUUCCUCCCAAGUGGUAAAAAUGCAAUCUUUUUUCCUUCUUAUACUUGUGUGUGUAAUCUGUGUGUGUAAUGUGUGUGUGUGUGUGGCAAAAAUGGAACAUAAUCUUACAAUGUGUGUGGCACAGGGAGCAAGAUUGGAGAGCAGCAAUGCAUUGAGCAAGACAAGCAAAAGCAACCCUUUUCUGGAUUCAUUUUCCGACCCUCUUUGCAAGCUGAAUCUCAAAGAAACCUCGGAUUUUGUCAAGUCAUUUCCAAUGGCAAACAGUGGCAUACCUGAAAUUUCAGCACAUAGGGGUGGAGAAAAUGGGGUGAACUCAGUCACAAAGAGGAAUGUGGAAGCUCCGCCUACACCCGGGAGGCCUGUUUUCAGCUUCAGCACUGCCAAUUACUCAAGAAAGAGCUUCCCUUCCAAAUGGGAUGAUGCUGAAAAAUGGCUUGCCGGUGGGAAUUCUUGCCAUGAUUCUCCUGCUAAUAAUAAUACUAGUUACAGCCAUGGAGUUUUCAAGGCAUUGGAGCCUUCUAGAAUGUUCACCAGACAAUGCAGUGGGUACAAGCCACAGCUUGGUGAUAUCUUUGCUGAAAAAUCAAGAAUCACUGAUGAGAAGGUUUCUACUUUUCAAGCUACUCUCAUCAAUGGGGGCUCACUUUCACCUACUGCACAAGUACUUCUAAAAGAUAAAUUUCCAAAUGAGUUGAAUCAAACGAGUCCGAAGUUGGGUUGCUCAGAGCCAAUGCAAGAGGGAUUCUUAUUCAGGCAUUCCGUCAAACAGUUGGUGUGCAGCAACAAAACCGCAGAGACGGUGGUGGAGGAAGUGAAACACAGAGACGUCGGCACAGAGAUGACCCCACUCGGCAGCUCCACCACCUCAAGAUGCCCGACCCCAUUCCUGAGCACCUCGCCGGCGCGACACAACACUCCGGCGAACCGGUCCGGCCCGUUGGCCCCCACUGGCGAGAACACCAUCGACAUAACCCAAUUGCAGGAGUGCCAUUUAACCAAACUCCACUUCGGGACACAGUUCGAUUCUGCAAAUUCGAAUUGGAGCUCGAGAGAAGAGGAAGAAGAAGAUGUAUCGAAGAGUUUGAGGCAUUUUGAAAUGAUCAACGAGUGCAGAAAAAGUGUUUCCGACACGACGAAACCUUGCUCGUGGGAAGAAGAAGAGAAAACCAAGAGCUGCCUCAGGUAUCAAAGAGAAGAAGCAAAGAUUCAAGCUUGGGUGAAUCAUCAAAGUGCUAAAGCAGAAGCUGAAUCAAGAAAGCUUGAGGUGAAAAUACAGAGGAUGAGAUCAAAUAUGGAAGAGAAGCUAAUGAAGAAAAUGGCGGACGUGAAUCGAAAAGCGGAAGAAUGGAGGGCGACGGCGCAAUUUCAGCAUUCCGAACAAAUCCGUAAAGUCGGGCAGCAAGCGAGAGAAGUGAUGAAUCGACGAAACAACUCGCAUUUCUCAAGGGGCCAUAAAUCUUGUGGUUGCUUCCCUUGUAAUAACAACAACAAUCGUAUGUAAUAAUUAAAUUUCAUACAUGCAAAAAAAAAA